Messenger RNA from Leptosia nina, 2211 nucleotides. Lineage: Eukaryota; Metazoa; Arthropoda; Insecta; Lepidoptera; Pieridae. The record is from the annotation of a GenBank genome assembly.
AUGGCGCGUCGCCUGGCGCUCCUUGCGCUUCUGGCGUGUGCCGUCGCCUCGCUGCAUCCGAGAGCCAAGGACUCCUCCGCUUCGGAAUCCGACGAACCGUUCCUGAUUUGGGAAGAAUACGAAGACUCACUCGAAGCGAGCCCGCGUCCGUCCACCCCUAAAGUGAUAUUACGAAGCAAAGCCCCCAAAGUUAACGUAACAAUGAAGAAGAAGAGUGACGACAAAAAUAAAAUUAUCAAAACGACUAUAAACAUUGAAAGCCAUACGAACUUUAUUGUGACCCGGCGUACGCCAGUGACCGUGGUGAAACCUCAAGUCCCUCAAAAGCAAACGGUGAUAAAAGGUGAUAAUGAUAUAUGGGUGGAUAUAAAUGCAUCUACACCGAGAACUACUACAAAGAAGUCAAAUGUGGUGCGCAGAUCGACUACCAUCCGCACUACUACCAGAUCUCCGUCCACCACGAAGAAGUAUCCGAGAACAACGGCCAGACAACCCACCACCACAGCGCGUAGAACUACGAAACGGAAAUAUCAGUUAGUGUCAAAAAGUACCAAAGCGCCGAAGCAAAACUUUCCAUGCCCAUCAAAAAAUUCAGGAUUAGUUUACGACGAGAAACUCAAAAGGCCGUCGAAGAAAACAAAUUCAGGUUGGUUUGGAGGUUUCUUUACGACAGUAUACAAAUGGAUAGUCGGGUCGAAGUCAUCAUGGUUUGGUGGAGAGUGGUUUCAAGAACCCGACAAAAAAUUCACCACAACAACAACACCUAUACCACCCUCCACUUCUACAGAGAAUUGGUUUCAAAGCUUUCUAAACUCAGAGGAUAAUGAUAAAGAACAGUCUUCACCAAAUGAGAGUAGUGCAAAGAAAUCAAAUAAAAAGGCAUUAAAGAAGAGCUACAAGGGCUAUCAACUUCUACGCUCAUAUCCGGAUACGCAGUGGAAAGUACGGUCAUUGUUAGACCUACAGGAAGAGGGAGAAGGUUCUGGAUUAAUGUGGUGGACCCUGCCGUCUCUCAACGGUUCUACUGAUCUCUUGGUACCACCAGAUCUCUUAGUAGACGUUAAGGAUCAUUUAAAAUCCUCCAAUAUCGAGUUCGAAGUCAUCAUUUGGGAUUUACAGAAAGCAAUAUCGUAUGAGAACCCAAAGCUAUCGAAGAAGCAGCGGCUAGAAUUGGUACAAUUGAGAGGACAUCCGAUGACCUGGAGACGGUACCAUCGUUACGCUGAUAUCCUGAGAUAUUUAGAGUAUUUACAACAUUCGUAUUCAGAUGUCGUGGAGCUUAUACCGCUAGGGCGUUCUUCGGAAGGCUUGCCGUUAGUUGCAGUAAAGAUAUCCCUACCAGUGAAUGACACAAACACCGAAAAUGCAUCAACCAAGAGUCAAAAGAAGAAAUGGAAACUGCGCUAUGCAAGACCGGCAAUUUGGAUCGAUGGUGGAGCUCAUGCUCGCGAGUGGAUUGCUCCGGCUGUGGCUUCGUGGCUCAUACACAAUUUGGUAGAAGGGGAAAAAGACAUGGGUGUAGACUACGAAGUGCUAAAGACAGCGGAUUUCUACAUCAUGCCCGUACUAAAUCCGGACGGAUACGAGCACUCGCAUACCCACGAUCGACUCUGGAGGAAAACAAGAUCACGCCUCUCUGACUCCGACGAUUACUACGUCGGCUGGUUUCCGUGGAAUUGGGGUCGUACUGAAUGCGUAGGAGUAGAUGCAGAUCGCAAUUGGGAUUAUCACUGGAGAGAGAAGGACUCUUCUCAAGAUCCGUGUUCAGAUAAUUAUGCGGGACCACAUCCAUUCAGCGAACCUGAAACAAGGGCAGUUUCAGAAUUUCUUGCGGAACACAGAGGGCAAAUUAAGGUUUACUUAUCUCUACACGCAUACUCCCAGUCGUGGCUUUUACCAAGCUCCCAUGCGCAAGCCUCGUUUUCUGAUGACGGAGUACUGAUGGAAAUGGGAAAACUAGCGACUACAGCUCUUGCGGAUGUUUUUGGUACUAAAUAUAAGGUGGGAACUGCGGCUGACAUACAGCAACCAGCGUCAGGUAUGGCCCACGACUGGGCCAAAGCACGAGCGGGAAUCAAAUUUGCGUAUCACGUGGAUCUUCGAGAUUCCUUUGGCCCUUACGGAUUUUUAUUGCCAGGUUCACAAAUAGUCUCUACUGCGAGAGAAAUUUGGCAGUCAAUUAAAGCUAUCGUAGACAAUUUAUCACCAUGA